CAUCCGUCAGAUCGCGCUGGAUUUCGCAUCUCGCUGACAAUAACGUUCACGUUGAAUACAGGUUUCGCUCAUGACGCCGGGCGCAGAAGCCUAGGAGCGAGAGUCGCUCACCUAAAUCGGAGUCGAUCCUUGUCAGCGGGCAUGUUCGACUGCAUGGACGUGCUGGCGGUGGGUCCCGGACAGAUUCUGGACUUCUACGCGUCCGGACCGUCCUGCAUGCUCCGGGACCAAGCUCUGAAAGCCUGCAUCAGCAGACUGGCGCACCGAGAGUGGCACAGCCGGCGCAGCGCAGACUUCAGAGAAACACACAGCAGCAGUUCUGAGGAGCUGGUGCCCAGCCCCUUGACCCCACCGCCCCCACCUAGGGUUUACAAGCCUUGCUUCGUUUGUCAAGACAAGUCGUCUGGAUACCACUAUGGUGUCAGUGCUUGUGAAGGCUGCAAGGGUUUUUUUCGCCGAAGCAUCCAAAAGAACAUGGUGUACACAUGUCAUCGAGACAAGAAUUGCAUCAUUGACAAAAUCACCAGGAACCGGUGUCAACACUGCCGACUACAAAAAUGUUUUGCAGUGGGAAUGUCCAAAGAAUCUGUUCGAAAUGACCGCAACCGGAAGAAGAUGAAAGGCUCCGACCCUGAACUUGUGGAACACUAUGAGCUGACAGCUGAGCUGGAGACCAUUAUUGAAAAAAUCCGAAAGGCUCAGCAAGAGACCUUCCCUUCCCUCUGUCAGCUUGGCAAAUAUACCACAAAUUCAAGUUCGGACCAUCGCAUCAGGUUGGACUUGGGGCUGUGGGAUAAGUUCAGUGAGCUGGCAACAAAGUGCAUUAUCAAGAUUGUGGAGUUUGCCAAACAAGUGCCUGGUUUCACUGGACUGACCAUGGCUGACCAGAUCACCCUACUAAAGGCAGCUUGCCUGGACAUCCUGAUUCUGCGAAUCUGUACCAGGUAUACUCCGGACCAAGACACCAUGACCUUUUCUGACGGACUGACUCUCAACCGCACGCAGAUGCACAACGCUGGAUUUGGACCAUUAACCGACUUGGUGUUCACUUUUGCCAAUCAGCUGCUCCCCAUUGACAUGGACGCCACUGAGACUGGCCUCCUGAGUGCCAUCUGUCUGAUCUCUGGAGAUCGCCAGGACCUUAAAGAACCGUCCAGAGUGGACCAGCUGCAGGAGCCGCUCCUAGAGGCUCUGAAAAUCUAUGUGCGGAAGCGUCGGCCCAGCAAACCUCAGAUGUUCCCCAAGACUCUGAUGAAGAUCACAGACUUGCGCAGCAUCAGUGCUAAAGGAGUAGAGCGAGUCAUCUCUCUGAAGAUGGAAAUCCCUGGCUGCAUGCCACCUCUCAUUCAGGAGAUGCUGGAAAAUUCAGAGGGCCACGAGGGCCCGGGGCCAGUCAGCAGCAGUCCCCCUGCGGGACAGUCUCGGAUGCAAGAACAUCUCCCGCACGGUGUUGACAAAGUUCACAGAUGAGGGGGCAGGCUGGUGGUGGGACCUUAAGGACUUCUGGUGAUCCCUUGUCACUUUAAGAAGGAAUUUGCACACAAAGAGAAUGGCCAGGCCAUUGACAAUCUGGUUCUGCAGCUUGGUCAUACUUUGAUUCCUCGAGUACUUGCUCUCAAUCUGUUUCUCCUUUAAGAUGGUUUUUGUCCUCUCAUGUGAAAAUAAUAAUAAUAAUUCUGUUGUUGGCCCAUUGGCAUCCGUGCGAGGGUUUAGGGCUCUACAGUCCUCGUGGCUGUUGUGUAUAGCAUGAUCUCUCUCUGCUCCCAUCCGGCGAAGGAAGAAGUCACGUUGUUUCUUCUCUGAUGACUUUCAUGAUGCUCUUUCAUGGUCUGAAUCAUUCCUCUGACUAAUGUUUAGUCCUCCAUUAAUGGUAGACACUUAAAUAAAACUGAACGUUUAAGCUGA
Messenger RNA from Synchiropus splendidus (mandarinfish), 1905 nucleotides. RefSeq names its product retinoic acid receptor beta-like. The transcript is spliced from 8 exons. Gene Ontology annotation, molecular function: RNA polymerase II cis-regulatory region sequence-specific DNA binding; nuclear glucocorticoid receptor binding; zinc ion binding. Gene Ontology annotation, biological process: retinoic acid receptor signaling pathway; regulation of transcription by RNA polymerase II; cellular response to corticotropin-releasing hormone stimulus. Gene Ontology annotation, cellular component: transcription regulator complex; nucleus. Bases 142 to 1470 code for a protein of 442 amino acids. Lineage: Eukaryota; Metazoa; Chordata; Actinopteri; Syngnathiformes; Callionymidae. The record is from RefSeq and is a predicted model, not a curated record.